Messenger RNA from Penicillium roqueforti, 3252 nucleotides. RefSeq lists its product as uncharacterized. Gene Ontology annotation, molecular function: histone acetyltransferase activity. Bases 1 to 3252 code for a protein of 1083 amino acids. The record is from RefSeq and is a predicted model, not a curated record. The transcript has 4 exons. Lineage: Eukaryota; Fungi; Ascomycota; Eurotiomycetes; Eurotiales; Aspergillaceae. Gene Ontology annotation, biological process: regulation of DNA-templated transcription.
AUGGCGGCGACGGUGCCGCCAGCGAACGAUGAAUCGGGCAAACUUGACCCGCCUGUGGACCCGGCCGAUAGCGAUCUAGAUGCGGAGGGAGAAGAAGAGACUGACUUGUAUGAAAUGGAUCAACGGCUUCAAGAUGCCGUCCACCGAGCAUACACUGGAGAAGUUGAUGAGGAUGGCCCGGAUGAAACUGCGGAUGGAAAGAACGGCAGCAUCAAGUUGAACGGGGAAGAUGAUGAUGACAAUGAUGGGGCUGAACCUGUUGGAGCUGUCAAGCUACCCGACGAUGACGCGGGUUCUGAAGAAGACUAUGCGGAGUCUGAGACAGCCGAUGCAGAUGCCGACCCCGGGUUUGAGGCAAAUGAACGUGACGCGUCAGAACCAGAAUCAAGCGACCACGAAUCAGAAGCCGAAGACUGGGAAGCUGAGAGCAAUGGUCGCGAGGACGUCGAGACUGAUAUUCGCAGUGGUUCAAACUGCUUGGUUUGCAGUCAAGACGAGGAACACGAUCCAAGCGAAGAUUUUGAGGAAUGGCUCACUUGUGUUGUUUGUGGUGAUCACUCCCAUCGGCAAUGCGCUCGGGAACAAGAAGCAUUUGAUGAAACGGAUGGCCCGUGGAGGUGUCCCAGCUGUGUUCAAAACAAUUUAGAGCCUGACCCGAUAAUAAAUACAACGACAGAAACCACACUCGGAGCCUCGGCCCUUCCCAAAGAGCUUCUGCCUGCGCACGCUGGCACACACGACGAGGGAUUCCAUUCUAUCUUCAACACAGGCGUUGACGACGAGAUGCUCAAUAGCUCGCGAUCGCUUCGAAAGCGAAAGGCCUCAUCAAUCGAGGCCGAAGAACACAUACCUGUGCUUCGAAAGAGACUUCGACAAACAUCUUUCCGCUCCGAUAACCCAAUUUUGAAUGAUGCGGCCUUGGAGGGGGAUGCGAUUGCUGAUGGUGAUGUCCAAUCUCCUGCUCGGACACGUUCUGUACGCGUGAGACGAACUCGCGCAGUGGACCGAGAGCACUGCCGCGUGGUAACUAGGCAGUUUGGAAAAUUGAUUAUUGGGUUCCGGCUGGACGAGGCAAAAAUGUCCAAAAUAACAGGCACUCAAAUCCGACCGCAACGCAAGAAGAAGAGAGCACCAAAGCCGCCACCUGUGGCCCCAGAACCCCAGGCACAUUUCGUUCCCCUUCCCCCAAUAUCCUAUAACUCCAUGACUCUGUUUGACCGUGAGACAGACGACGCCAAAUCAAAACCAUACGGAGGCAUACUGUCUGAAAGCGAACAAGAUACAUCCAGGACACUUCCCACACAAUUCGAUCGCGACAGAUUCGAACAGGCGCGUCUGAAAGCCGAAGAUGAAUGGCAACAGAAAGUGAAGGAAGCAGAACUCAGCGGCGAGGCCACAGCACAUGCAUCACAAAAGGUUUCCGGUCCUCCUUCCAAGAUCAAGUCUAUCAACUUUGGUGGCUAUGAAAUCGAAACCUGGUAUGCAGCGCCUUACCCGGAGGAAUACAGCCGUAACCGUGUUCUGUACAUUUGCGAGUUCUGUCUCAAGUACAUGAACUCGGACUUCGUCGCCUGGCGCCAUAAACUUAAGUGUCCUGCGAAGCACCCCCCCGGUGAUGAGAUUUAUCGAGAUCAAUCGAUCUCAAUCUUCGAAGUUGAUGGGCGCAAGAACCCAGUGUACUGUCAAAAUCUGUGCCUUCUUGCGAAACUUUUCCUAGGCUCCAAGACUCUUUACUACGACGUUGAGCCAUUCUUAUUCUAUGUCAUGACUGAGUAUGACGAUUUGGGCUGCCAUUUCGUUGGCUACUUCAGUAAAGAAAAACGUCCAAGCUCAGCGAAUAACGUUUCCUGCAUUCUUACUCUGCCUAUCCAUCAACGCAAAGGCUACGGAAACCUCCUUAUCGACUUCUCAUACCUCCUUACUCGCAUCGAAGGCAAAAAUGGAUCGCCCGAGAAGCCUCUCUCCGACAUGGGUCUGGUGUCGUACCGAAACUAUUGGCGAUUGAUUUUGUCAUACCAACUUCGUGAUUUGAAGACGCCUGUCAGCAUUGCAGAUCUGUCUGAUCGCACAGGAAUGACGGCAGAUGAUAUCGUAUCCGCCCUGGAGGGACUUCGAGCUCUCGUGCGGGAUCCCAUCACCAAGACGUACGCCAUCCGUCUCGAUCACAAAUAUUACAACGAGGUCAUCAGUGGCUGGGAAAACAAGGGCUACGUCCAGCUCAAUCCAGAUGCGCUGCUCUGGACACCUUACAUUAUGGGUCGUAGUAAUCAGUCUCAUUUCGAUCGUGCUCCCAUUCAUACCGUCGCCCCUCGAGAGGACCCGGACGAAGAUGAAGAUGAGACCGAGGCAAGAGCGACCGACUAUGAGCGCAAUAUUCGAAUGAUGAAUGCGUCGGUUGGAAACACUCUCGCAAACUCCGCUGGACCGCCUUCCACAUUGGCUUUGCGGCCUAAUGCUAAUGGCUCCCACCAUUCUGCGUUCAACCCCGAACCACCUGCAAUCCCCAACCCCGCCGCUGGAAUCCCACCCUCCCGGUUCGAACUUUGGCCUCCUGUGCCUCCUGCAGCACCCCCUAAACGCAGACCUGGCCGCCCAUCUGGUAGCACCAAAAUCAAUAGCAUGUCAAUGACACCCACGGCUGCCCGUAAUGGCGGUCGCGGCACACCUCGGCGACCCUCCGGGCUGGCAAUGGUCACCCCCGGAGGCAGCACUCGUCGUGGGAGAAGCUCUAUUCUCACGGACUCUCCCGCAGCUGAAGCAACAUCUACCCAGGCGAAUGGUCAUGGAACGGAACAGAGCGGAGUUGUCGAGGAAGAAACUGUCGUUGAUGAGAAUGCCAAGGACACGGCUCCUGUACUCGAAGAAGGUACCGAAAAAGAACCGGAGCAUGUUAAUGGAAAUGCUGCUCCCAAGGAACCUGUCAAGACGAAUGGCAUUGAUGCUACCGAGCCGUCCAAUGACGAUACGGAAGCACCUAGUACCCCCGAGAAAACUAACUCCAUCUCGCGGUCGCCUGGAACAGCAGUCUCCCGCCGAUCCAGCGAUAACCCCAAGACACCGCGAUCAGUCCGGAAGGCUUUGGUCGAGAAAAUCCACGUUAUGGUUCCCGCCGAGCUAGAGUCUGCUUCCAAAGGUGAGGGCCAAAAGGCCAUGCCCACUACCAAUGGCACCGACGCAGAUUCAGACGCAGAUGCAGAAGCAGAUAUUGACGCCGAGUACGAAGUGGAUGGGGAUGUCGUGAUGCAGACAUGA